Molecule: messenger RNA, 1590 nt
Organism: Prosopis cineraria
Lineage: Eukaryota; Viridiplantae; Streptophyta; Magnoliopsida; Fabales; Fabaceae
Exons: 5
Coding region: 1-1590 (529 amino acids)
Source: RefSeq, a predicted model, not a curated record
AUGGAUUAUCCCAAACAUACAAUUGUGAAUUUCGCCGUCGUACUUCUAUUCUUGAUCGGAGUGCUUCUUCUGUUUCGGUCUUCUUCUCUCUCUAGCCCGUUGUUCUUGCCCCAGAAGUUACGUUCAAACAGUACAAACACCGUUGAAGAACGUCUUGAUUCUGCUUUAGCGAAAGCGUCAACGGAGAACAAGAUUGUAAUAGUGGCGGUUAUAAACAAGGCUUACGCAGAACAAGACGUUAAUGGCCAUACCACCAUGUUCGACCUGUUCCUGAGCAGCUUCUGGCUCGGAGAAGGCACGAGGUCUCUGGUCAACCACCUUCUGGUUGUGGCCGUAGAUCAGACGGCGUACGACCGGUGCCUGUUUCUCCGGCUAAACUGCUUUAAAUUGGAAACGGACGGUGUUGAUUUUGCAGGCGAGAAAUAUUUCAUGUCCGAUGAUUUCAUUAAGAUGAUGUGGAGAAGGACUCUCUUUCUCUUGGAAGUACUGAAACGAGGCUAUAGCAUCAUAUUCACGGACACUGAUGUGAUGUGGCUAAGAAACCCAUUCACAAGACUCAGCAACGAUGCUAAUGAGGACUUACAGAUCAGCACCGACUAUUACCUGGGAAAUCCUCGGUCAAAAAACCAUAAUAUCAACACGGGAUUCUACUUCGUUCGAUCAAACAACAAGACCAUUUCGUUGUUUGAAACAUGGUAUGGUAAGAAGAACAGCUCCAACGGUCAAAAAGAACAAGACGUGCUUGACGGUCUCAUCAGACAUGGCAUUAUCAGACAAUUAGGUCUUAGGGUUAGGUUCAUGGACACUCUUUACUUCAGUGGGUUUUGUCGAGAUAGCAGGGACUUCAGGGCUGUCACUACCGUGCAUGCUAACUGUUGCCGGACCAUCACCGAGAAGAUUGCCGACCUUGAGGCCGUCCUCCAGGACUGGAAGCGGUUCAAAAUGUUGGAGUCAAGUAAGAGUAAUUUAACGUCAACUGUGAAGUGGUCACAUCACCGUGCAUGCCAUUCCCAAAGCUAUGGAACCAACCCGCCACCAUUGACUGGGACCGGACUGCCACUACUGACUGGGACUAUACCAACGGCGGCCGAGUUUCACUGGGAUCGUCUUGAUGCUCGCAUUGGUGGGAUCGAUCGUCACUUGGGCGUUGAAAACGAGCGUUUAUCCCAAUUGAUAUGGAAUUCCACCUCCACUUCCGCCGCCAUCUUUAAUGAUAUUGCCCCUGGUCACAACGUCUCCGUUCCUCUCGAGCCUGUGUCGUCUUCAUAUGACCGCAACCAGAUUGCUCUCGCUGAUUUUCUAAUUUCUACCCUCACCGAUGUCUCUAAAGCCAUUGAAGCAUCUUCUGCUUCCCCGACUCAUGCAGUCCACUCACCUAAUGUCAAGGACUCGGUUAUUCAUUAUAUUGCUCUGAACCAUUUGCUAGAGUUUUUCUUUGAAGCAUCUGAACCAUUUGCUAGAGUUAUUCAUGAACCUUUAUUUCAUGCCUUGUCUUGUUCUGUUUCAACGUUCUCCUUUUCUCCUUCAAGUUGUUCAGUCAGGUGUUUAUCCUCCAGGUACAUUUCAUAUCUAUUCCCCAAGGCACGCUAG